Messenger RNA from Leguminivora glycinivorella, 762 nucleotides. Its product is annotated as alpha-1,6-mannosyl-glycoprotein 2-beta-N-acetylglucosaminyltransferase-like. The coding region runs from base 1 to 762 and encodes 253 amino acids. The record is from RefSeq and is a predicted model, not a curated record. The transcript is spliced from 2 exons. Gene Ontology annotation, molecular function: alpha-1,6-mannosylglycoprotein 2-beta-N-acetylglucosaminyltransferase activity. Gene Ontology annotation, cellular component: Golgi stack; Golgi membrane. NCBI's taxonomy places the organism in Eukaryota, Metazoa, Arthropoda, Insecta, Lepidoptera, Tortricidae. Gene Ontology annotation, biological process: protein N-linked glycosylation; oligosaccharide biosynthetic process.
AUGGAAGCUGAAGACAUGGAUGAAGAUUCAAUGUUACACAAAUUUAGAAAAACAUAUUCCAUGGAAGACAAAAUAGCGGACAUGAGCAAGAUGAUCAAGCAUAUCAAUGAGAAGCAGCGCAUCCGCAACGCCAGGAAACUUGGUUUAAAAGAAUCGUACUUUGAAACUGUUCUAGUCGUUAAAUCUGAGCAGUACCUGACGAGCGAUUUUAUUCACAUGGCGAAGAUGUUGGAGAAGCUUCAGACGCUGUUCUGUCCGGAGUGUCGCCUGUUGUCCCUAGCGUCUCAUCCGCCGCGGCCUGAGCAGUACACUCAAAACAACAACACACUCGUGGUUGACGCGUGGGGCCCGACCUUCAGCAGUUCCGCGAUAGGCUUCAACAGACGAACAUGGUACGAGAUUAAAUAUAGAAAGCAAGAAUUCUGUAGUUUCAACGACUCGAGCUGGGAUAACUCUCUAAGGUAUUUAGUUUCAACGACGCAGGAACAGAAGUUCCUCAUGCUUUCUCCUGAAGGGCCGAGAGCAUUUUCAACUAAAGGAUGUGGUGAAUUGAAUGGAACGGAAUGUUCUUUAGAUAGGAUAUUCUUAGAUAUUUUAGAGUUUUUGCCGACAAUCGAGGAGGGACUCUUUCCGGAGUAUUUUAAGCUGAAAGUUGGAGAAGCAGAAUUAAAUGGAACGAUAGAAGGGGUGGUGAGUGGGAAGAUGCUAGAGAUAAAGAAUUCUGUUUGUACAUCGCUAAUAGAGCCAGUGAGCCCGUAUUGA